CUGCUUGCCUCACUGCUGUUGAGGGUCUUGCUUUAGUGCAUUAAGUCCAAAACUACCAGUUGCUGUCAAUGAAUAGCGAAUCUUUAUGUCUGCAGGCCGUCAGCCAAACUGAUUUGGAUCACUCAGACUUAUGUUUGGUCAGCAUUGGAGUUUCCAAGGCUCUGAAAUCUUUAGAAUUUCUCAGAUAUGAAUGAGAACGUCAACAUCGUGUUUGUGCUCCAGGGUCUGAAUGACUCAGCAACAAACCGUCAGAUCUACUUUGCCUUCGCUCUGAUGUCCUACCUGGUCACCAUCUUGGUGAACCUGACCCUCAUCCUCACCGUGUGUCUGGAUAAAGCCCUCCACCAGCCGAUGUACAUCUUCAUGUGCAACCUGUGCUUCACUGGGCUCUGUGGAGCGUCCAGCUUCUACCUGAAGCUGCUCCUAGACCUUCUGGCCGACGCUCACCUCAUCACGUACACCGGCUGCUUGAUGCAGAUGUUUUUCACUUAUAUCUACAUCUUCUGCCAGUUCACCAGUCUGACUGUCAUGGCGUACGACCGUUACCUGGCCAUCUGCCAGCCGCUGCGUUACUGGGCUCUGAUGACGGGUCAGAAGGUAGCGCUGCUGUUGCUUCUCACCUGGUGUCUGUCUCUGUUAGAAACAACUGUAGGCAUUCUCCUGAUCAGCAGGCUGUCGUUCUGCAGCCACCGCAUGGCCAGGAUCUUCUGCACCAAUUGGGAGGUGGUCAAGCUGUCCUGCUCAGACACCACCGCCAACAACUUGUACGGCAUGAUGAUCAUUAUCCUGCACACAUUGCAGAUCAUAAUCAUCCUGGUCUCAUACAUGCACCUGGUCCGAAGUGCUGCCCGCUCUCAGACCAACCGCAGGAAGUUUGCUCACACAUGUUCUCCUCACCUCGCCUCGCUGCUCGUCUUCUCUUUCUCGGUGCUGUUUGACUCAUUCUAUUCUCGUUAUGGCAGCAGCUCCAUGGCGGCGCUGCAGAACGCGCUGUCAGCAGAGUUCCUCGUGGUGCCGCCCAUCGUCAACCCCAUCAUCUACGGCAUGAACCUGCAUCAGAUCAGGACCCGGAUCCGCCUCUGGAGCCCUCGAGGAGAGGGGGGCUGCCACCCAGCCUUCACCUUUUUCUGCCUGAGACAGAGGAAGAAGGAGGCCGGCCUGAACCAUGAGGGCUCAUGGGCCCAAAAGCCAGGAGCCAGCACAGGGGAGAAAUACUUCAUCGCCCAGGGGAUAUAA
Messenger RNA from Fundulus heteroclitus (mummichog), 1236 nucleotides. RefSeq names its product olfactory receptor-like protein OLF4. The coding region runs from base 187 to 1236 and encodes 349 amino acids. The transcript is spliced from 3 exons. Lineage: Eukaryota; Metazoa; Chordata; Actinopteri; Cyprinodontiformes; Fundulidae. Gene Ontology annotation, biological process: G protein-coupled receptor signaling pathway. The record is from RefSeq and is a predicted model, not a curated record. Gene Ontology annotation, molecular function: olfactory receptor activity; G protein-coupled receptor activity. Gene Ontology annotation, cellular component: membrane.